AUGUGGGCGGCCGAUGCGCCCGAGGAGGACGACCAGUGGAGGUUCACUGAAGACGGUGAUGGCUUCAGCUACGUCCGUGACGCUCCAAGCUUUCAUCAGAAGCCGGCUUUCACGGGGAGCUUGGAGAAGAAGUCCACCGGUGAGAAGUUCAAGGUCACACUUCGCUUUGCCCAGCAGUACCUGAAUCCUGGCGAGACUCAGCUGAUGUCCGGUGGGGAGCGAGGCUGUGCCCACUCCCACAGGCGCUUGUGGGAAUUCGCAUCCAAGCGUGCAGAGCCCACACUGGUGCUGGAGGAUGACGUCCACCUUGGCUUUGACCGCAACGGGGACAAGGGCAAGAUGAACGGCAAGGUCUUCACUAAGCGCCUGGCUGAAGCUAUCGCACGUGAUGUCAUCUACCUGGGCUGGAGUGGCUGGAGAGGUGGCAACUUCAAGCUUUGGAAGGAGGAUGACAGCGGACUCUCAAAUGCUGAUCGAACAUUCAUUCAGAAGGCCUCAGCCGAAUAUGUUUGGACCACUGUGGCUUAUGUGAUCUCACAGGCCCGUGGACUGAGUGGUUUGGGUGUUGGCCGAACGGCGCCCUUCAUGGCCGGAGCUCAGAAGCUCUUGCAGCUGGCCACGCCCAUUGACCAACCGGUGGACAACUUCAUGGCCUGGCAGGCGAGCCAGGGGAACUUGAAGUCCUUCGUGGCGCUGGAUGAAGGUGAUGAGGACUCCACCUGGGCCGGUGGCAUCGUCGACCAGUUUGACUUCCAGGGUGAUUCGGACAUCAAGAAGUCGGGGGACCUAGAAUCGACCAGAUUUCUAGCCUCGCUGCGCAAGCUGUGUGUGACCUUACCAACCCGCCCGCCUGUGGAGCUCGUCCGGGUUGGUCGGACGGAGGCCACCAAGGAGACGAUGCCAAAGACUUCGCCGCCUGAGGGCGGGCUCGACAGCCGAUCUGAAGGGCGACGCGCCUGCGGAGACGCGGCCGAAGCGAAGGAGGCCUCGGUGGUUUGGGGAGUUGCCGUAGCACCCAUGGGUGGUUGCUUGCACUACGAGGACCGGCGUGAGGCCGAGCAGGAGAUCACCCUGGAAGGGGGCGAGGGUGAUGCCGUGUACUUCCAGCGCGUCAGGCCAGGUUCCAGAGCUGAGCAAGCUGGUGUUCAAGCUGGAGAUGAAGUGUUGCAGGUGAACCUGCUGGAGCCUUCGGUGCUCUUUUGGCGCCCGGGCGAGGAGAUCCUGCCCUCCCUCCGAGGCCCGGUGAUGCUACAGUGGCGCGCGCGGCCAGCCAAGAAGUGGUCGGAGCGGACGAGGAUCAAUCACAAGCCGCUGAAGCUUCAGUGGCACGCAGAUGAGCAUGAGCUGGUCGAGGUGGUACCGGAGUAUCCCAAGUCUCGUGCACGAAGCAGCGGAGCCGGCGAAUGGAUUUGUGGCUCGUGUGAUGCGAACAACUUCGACACACAGGAGCACUGCCGGCGCUGUGGUCUUCGAGACUCCCGGCUGCCGCCGCGACCUGGGAAAGCCCCUCAGCUGGCGCCGGAGUUGAAAUGCACCAAGUCCGAGGAGGAAGAGAUGAGGCCCCGGGCUCACGUGGCCUUCGGGCCCAUGGAGAUCUUCCGUGAG
Messenger RNA from Durusdinium trenchii, 1605 nucleotides. Lineage: Eukaryota; Dinophyceae; Suessiales; Symbiodiniaceae. The record is from the annotation of a GenBank genome assembly.